CCCGGAGCACGGGCGAGCGGCAGAGGCCGGCCCGGCGGCGGCCAUGGACCGCUUCGUGUGGACCAGCGGCCUCCUGGAGAUCAACGAGACGCUGGUGAUCCAGCAGCGCGGGGUGCGCGUCUACGACGGCGAGGAGAAGAUAAAAUUCGAUGCUGGGACACUUCUUCUUAGUACACACCGGCUGAUUUGGAGAGACCAGAAAAACAAUGAGUGCUGCAUGGCCAUUCCUCUGUCCCAGGUUGUGUUCAUCGAGGAACAGGCGGCCGGAAUUGGGAAGAGUGCCAAAAUCGUGGUUCAUCUGCACCCGGCUCCUUCUAACAAAGAGCCCGGUCCAUUCCAGAGCAGUAAAAACUCCUACAUCAAACUCUCCUUCAAAGAGCAUGGCCAGAUCGAGUUUUAUAGGCGUUUAUCAGAGGAAAUGACACAGAGAAGGUGGGAGAAUGUGCCAGUUUCCCAGUCAUUGCAAACAAAUAAAGGACCCCAGCCAGGAAGAGUAAGAGCUGUAGGGAUUGUGGGUAUUGAAAGGAAACUCGAAGAAAAAAGAAAAGAAACCGACAAAAACAUUUCUGAGGCCUUUGAAGACCUUAGCAAGCUAAUGAUCAAGGCUAAGGAAAUGGUGGAGUUAUCAAAAUCAAUCGCUAAUAAGAUUAAAGAGAAACAAGGUGACGUCACAGAAGAUGAGACCAUCAGGUUUAAGUCCUACUUGCUGAGUAUGGGAAUAGCCAACCCAGUUACCCGGGAGACCUAUGGCUCAGGCACGCAGUACCACAUGCAGCUGGCCAAACAGCUGGCUGGAAUAUUGCAGGCACCGUUAGAGGAACGUGGGGGAAUAAUGUCGCUCACAGAGGUGUACUGUUUAGUGAACCGAGCUCGAGGGAUGGAGUUGCUCUCACCAGAAGAUUUAGUGAAUGCAUGCAAGAUGCUGGAGGCGCUGAAAUUGCCUGUCAGGCUUCGGGUUUUUGACAGUGGUGUCAUGGUAAUUGAGCUUCAAACCCACAAGGAAGAGGAGAUGGUGGCCUCAGCCCUGGAGACAGUUUCAGAAAGAGGAUCUUUAACAUCAGAAGAGUUUGCCAAACUUGUGGGGAUGUCUGUCCUCCUAGCUAAAGAAAGGCUGCUUCUUGCCGAGAAGAUGGGCCAUCUUUGCCGAGAUGACUCCGUGGAAGGCUUGCGGUUUUACCCAAACUUAUUUAUGACACAGAACUAAGAAUUUUGUAUCUGAUAGACCUUUUGUCAAUACACUUGGCAUCGUGCCAAGGUCAUAUUACAUUGAGUUAAGUGAUGAACACAAAUAAACCAAGAAUUUGUUAGAACUUCACAGUAUAAUAUAAAACUCUUACUCUUUCCCUAAAAUCAUGGUCUCAGAAGUGUAUUUACAUAUAGGAAAAGACAGAACAAUGAAUGGAUAUGCAUUUAAAGUCAUGCUGUACUUGUGUAGAACUCUUGGGAUUUAACUUGAAAUAUGGUGGAUUUUAAUUUGAUCCUUGAAUUUAGAUCCUCAGGGGGAGAAGUAAAGUUGCAUGUUUGGAUCCAUCAGGUAAUCAUUUUUCUGUGACUAAACUUCACCAAAUUGUGAAUGUUUUUCUUUGCAUCUGACAUGCCCAUCUUGGGCAUUCAUGAAGGAAGCAAUAGCUACACUGUAGUUCAAGAACCAAUAAUAACACUGGAAUAAAGGUCAGAUUGCAGAGUGCCUACCAGGCUCUUCCUCGGGGCUUGGGAAGCAGACCUAGGUGUAUCUCUCCCGGGUCAGAUAAAACACCUUUAAAAAAGGAGAGGGCUAGGGUCUAGCUUACCUGGCAAGCAUUUGCGUAGAAUGCAGAGACCUUUGAUUUCAGACCGACCACCCCAAUAAUGAGGGGGGAGAGAGAGA
This is a messenger RNA of Chionomys nivalis (European snow vole), 1867 nucleotides long. It is a transcript of the gene Vps36, whose product is annotated as vacuolar protein sorting 36 homolog. The record is from RefSeq and is a predicted model, not a curated record. The coding region runs from base 44 to 1204 and encodes 386 amino acids. NCBI's taxonomy places the organism in Eukaryota, Metazoa, Chordata, Mammalia, Rodentia, Cricetidae. Gene Ontology annotation, cellular component: late endosome membrane; ESCRT II complex. Gene Ontology annotation, molecular function: phosphatidylinositol-3-phosphate binding; ubiquitin binding. The transcript has 14 exons. Gene Ontology annotation, biological process: protein transport to vacuole involved in ubiquitin-dependent protein catabolic process via the multivesicular body sorting pathway.